Messenger RNA from Paramuricea clavata, 1062 nucleotides. The record is from the annotation of a GenBank genome assembly. NCBI's taxonomy places the organism in Eukaryota, Metazoa, Cnidaria, Anthozoa, Malacalcyonacea, Plexauridae.
AUGGCAUCUAUUGGGCUUAAAGUAGUCACGAUUGUUUCAGACUUGGGGUCGAAUUUUCAAAGAUUCAUUAGCGAGCUCGGAAUUACACCUGAACGUCCAUGGUUCCUGCACAAUGGUGUAAAGAUUUUUUAUCUCUACGAUCCACCUCAUAUCAUAAAAGCAAUUAGGAACAAUCUCAUUAACUACAACUUUCAAUUUGACGGCAAGCUCGCUUCUUGGACUGACAUCGAAAGUCGAAACCGUGUUCAACAAUGACAGCAGAUUACCUAUUCGACUAUGUCCAAAAUUAACGGCUCUACACCUUCAUCCUAACGGAUUUCAGAAAAUGAAAGUUAAAUAUGCGACUCAAACACUCAGUUACACGGUGUCAGCAGGAAUCGAGACGUAUGUGAGUCUUGGACGCCUUCCGUCAUCAGCGUGUGGAACGGCAGAAUUAGUUUCCAAGCUCGACAAAACAUUUGACUGUCUUGACAGCUCUUCAUUUAACAGCCCUAAAGUGUUUCGAAGACCAAUGACCCCAAACUCGGCACACAUGAAGUUUUUAAAAUAAAUGUUUGAUCUUAUUCAAACAUUACAGUCCUAAACAAAGAUACCAACAAAGAUGUCACAAGCUUGUUGAAAUGCUUGAAUGCAUUGCGAGGUACGAUCAACGGAACACUCCACCUUUGGACUUAAAUCAUCUGGUCAACAGUUCUAUGCACGAGACGGCUAAAUCAAGAUGCCCUCGAAAACUUCUUUGGAUCAAUCCGUCAACAGGGAGGUAAUGCUGAAAACCCAACAUCGGUUCAGUUCUGCAGAGCUUUCCGAAAGCUGUUCUAUCGACAUCUUCUACAACAAUCAUCCGGUAAUUGUGCAGAAGACCUCAACAGCAUCCUGGUUCCUCUGAAGCCAGCGACAAAGAAAAAGACAACAGAACAUCAACCUAUUGCCGAGCCAUUUGUGUUCGAAGAAUCAGACUAUCGAGAGCUCAAUAUCUGUGAUGAUGCGACUGAGGCGAAUGCCAUCACAUCUGUUGCCGGUUACGUUGCUGCGAAAGCUAUCUUGCAAGAAGCAUCAGUGUAA